This is a messenger RNA of Porites evermanni, 18740 nucleotides long. Lineage: Eukaryota; Metazoa; Cnidaria; Anthozoa; Scleractinia; Poritidae. The record is from the annotation of a GenBank genome assembly.
ACAAAUAUGGCGGGCAUUGAACCAAGAGCAUGAUCCUAGAUUUUUUUUUUUGUAUUUUAAACACUUUUUAGAGGAUACUUUAGCGGGUAAGAUUAGUUGAUAGUUUCAAUUUUAACUCUUUUUCAUAUUUUUUAAAUUUAUUCCUGUAGUUUUGCAAGCGUCAGCUUUGACAGCCACUGAAUCCGAACUGUUUAGUUUUAAUCGCAGCCAAAAAAAGCUCAAGCUUAUAUUUUUUAUGUCAACUUGGCCGAUCAGAUCGCAAUAUUAAGAAUGAUAUUUUGAAUAUCUUCAGAAUGAAAACAGACCAAGCUGCUGUAACAAAAUUACUUCAACAAUGGGACCAUGGAUCAAAGAGUGUACGUUCAAAAAUUCUGCAAGAUUUUAUCGCUCAAAACCAAGGAAAAACUGGCCCAGAACUGGAACUUGAAUUUGCUCAUGCAGCAAGUUUGUUUCUAACAAGGCUGACAGCAUGGUUACGGCUAACGUAUCCUUUACAAGUCUAGCGUUGGUAUUGAUAAGUUGUUAAUAGGAAAUACGCACACAUCAAGGGAUGAAACAAGGUGCCCAGAUAAUAAAGAUCUCUUUUUUAAUUAUAGUUGUAAUACAUUUAGUUUCAGUAGACCAAUUUCGAUAAGUUAAAAUUCGAACGUGGCUCCAAGGCUUGGCUAAAUAAAAUAGAUGAAACAACUUUGAAGUUCAGGAAUUCAUAAAAAUUAUUUUUCCUUUUGUUUCGAUUUACCCAAGCCUUGUAGCCAACUUUGAAUACCAGUAUACUGAAAUUGCUGUAUUGCGUCACAACCACCUCUUGUGUUAUAACGCCAAGAAGCAAAAGAGAGUCAACUAAAAGGAGGAAAAAAGAAGGGUAGUGACUAACUCUAGGUGUCCAUUUUAGUGAUGUGUCCGUCUUAUUGUGAUUUCCAUCAAGGGAGAGCUGACUAACAUUGUUAAUAUCCUUGACGUACUAUCUUGCACUACAAAAGUUACAUGCUUGGGACAUGUGUUCAGUUACAGCUUCAAGCUAUCACUAUUUUUGUUGGCUCAUCAAGUGGGUGAGUUUGUCUUUACUGUCUUUUCUACAUCCCAGGGAGAGUACGCAGGAUUUCAAGUGAUGGGGCUGAUCGAAUGGGGGCAAAAAUCAAAACCCCCUAAAAAUCCCUAGGGCUUCCAACAAAAUGCCAAAAAAUCUCUGGACCAAAAAUUAGCCCCCAAAAUAUUCCAUGCUGAAUUUCCAAGCCCAGAAUAAUGUUUUUUGUUUUUGUUUCCUUCAGGCAUAAAUUUUUGGCAGAGUUCUUGGAAGUUGGUGGAGUUUUAACUGUUCUUGAAAUUCUUGGCCUUAAGCAGGCAAAGGAGGUAACAUUCUAUCUUCCUCAAUGUAUAUAAUGUUCAAGCAUGGAUCCAGGAACUCAAGUGACUGUAUUGUGAGCACCAAAGGGUCUUUAAUUAUAGAGGCUCUAGGUUUUGCAUCCCGAAGAAAAUUUUGUAAAUUUUUACGCUUGCAAUCAUCAUUUCAUUUUACUGUGAACAAGCUAACCAUUAAAUCUGUACAAUGGUUGAAACCAUUCUUAGACUCUUUGCUUGAUAUAUUAAUCUACAUAGAGAAACCCUAAAAUGUUAAUUAAUAUGGUGUUAAACUGUCUUACAUAUGCUGAGAAUAGCAAAGCUAAAAUUCAUGCAUUUGCAGAAGUCAAGAGCACUUCCAAGCAAGGAAAGAGCAAAGAAGGUUUCUCCUAGGCUUACCAAAUGUUAUCUUUGCCUUACUGUGUAGUUUUCUUAUUUUCACAUGUGUACACAUAGGAAGACAAAGCCCAGGCAUUAAAGGUGUUGAUGUGUGUCUCAAACUCUGGGAGAAGAUACAAAGAACUCAUUUGUGAGAGCUUUGGUAAGGGACGUGUAAGAAAUCCUAUCAUAUAAAUAUACAAAUAGAACGAGCUUGAUAUUCCAGACAUUUUGGUAAAACUCGUGAAGAUUAUGAUGGAUAAAAACUGCCUGGCAUUGGAGGGAAGGUAUAGAAGAUGAUCAAGAAAACUCGGAAAAAGUGAUCUGUAAAAGCUGCUCCUAGAGAAUGUAACUUCAUUCCUUACAGUAUCACUACCUUUUACAGAGACCUUCAUUCACUUUAACUGAAAAGUUUAGACUCAUGGAGAUUGCAAAUUAUGUAAGACAUUUGCUUACCAAAUAAGAAAGAGAAAGGAAUGGGGCAUUAUUGCCUCCCUCCCCAAAAAAUAAAGCCCCUCCCUUCCCCCUCUUCCUCAUAGAUCUACUAAUGGAUUUGCUAUCAGUGAUAAGUGAGAGUGAUCAUGCUCUUUUAAAUAUUUUUUCCAAGGUAUCAGGGCUGUAGCUGAAUGCUUGGCAAAGUCAAAUUCAGAGGAGACCCAAGAUUGUGCCAGAAAUUUACUACAACAACUCGCUAGUGUAAGGAAUUUUCAGUUUUUAUGUUCUUGAAAUGGCCAAUGUUAAUGCAGUGUAAUCUCUGUGCCUUGACCUCUUGUAAGCAACCACCUUUUACAAGUAAUCACCUAAGGAUCCAAAAGAGCAAAGUCAGUUUUCCAUUGCUAAAGCACUUUAGUCAAAACCUCUUGAAUUAUUUUGAAACAUUAAAUGUUCCAAAAUAAUUCAAGAAAUACUGGUACAAGUGUAAGCAUAUAAGUAUAAGUACCAGUACCUAAGAUGGUAUUGAAGAUGAUAAUGAUGAUUAUCAGACAAUGAGAGCAAAAAUCGUGUCAUAAAGAUAAGCAGGGUUGUUGUUAAGAGCCGGGGGCAGGGCAUUUCCUGUCGCUAUUAAUGAGUGUGGCUCCAGGCUACUUUUACCGGAAAAUAGAAGAAAAAUAGAACCAAAAGAAACCCCUAGCUGUUUGAUUCCCUGCCUACUUGUUGUAUUUACCCGGCAACUUGAAAUCUUAGUGACAACCCUGAUAAGUGACUGUGAUUAUGAUUAUGAUGAUACGUGAUAAAGAUAAUUUUCUCUAGGGAAACCCGAAAUAUGAAAGUCAAGUUUACAAAGCACUGAUUGCCUUGUUAAAGUGUGUGUCUCCAAAGGCGCAACAGAUGGCUGCUCAAACACUGAGAAUAGUUCAGGUUGGUGUAGUCAUCCUUAAGUCACUUCUUUUAAAGGUUGUAAGCUUCAGUAGUACCAGUUUCUUAUUCCAUCAAGAGAUAUUGGUACUUCAUCAAACUUACAUGCCAUAAUAAUAAAAUCUAAUGUGAUUACCAAACAUAAAAAUUCUCUAUAAGAAGGAAUAUGUUGAGAACAAAAGACGUUGGACAAGAAGCACUAUCUAAACCAGCACUAGAAAUUUUAAUUUCCUAAAGGAAUGCAGUCUUGGUGGGGACCAGUCUUUAUUAAUUUAAAUUGAUUGGCUUUUCAUUGUCAACUCCCUAAUUGAGACCAAAAUAUGGAGUUUCUACCACUAAAGGAGGCAACUAGCAUCCUGUCACUUUUUUUUGGAGUUAUGCCUGACCCCAGGAGAUUAUUACUGAACAAUAUUUUUGAAGUGGCUUACAAGUAUAAAUAAUCGCAUUACUUUAAGGUAAAGCUUAUUGUCAUUUGUCAAGAGAUCAAGUUUCAAGUUCAAGUUUAUUUUUUAUACACAUGACCACAUAUUACUCAUUAAACUAUUUAUUCCCUUACCAGCCUGUGGUCGGAGCAGCAAACCCAACCAUCGUGGAACCUGUAUUGAUGCUUUUAAGAUCCCUGCACCUGGAAGUUCAGUAUGAAGCCUGUGAACUCAUCAAAGACUUAAUGCAAUAUGAUGUACAACACUCUCUGCUAAAAGGCUUAGUGGCAUUACUAAAACCUACCAAGGAUGAGAUCAAAGACAGUUCAGAGACAUCCUUCACAGGUUCGAUGCGUGAUCUGUACCUGGCCCAUGGGUGUCACUUUGUGGCUGCCUAUAAAAUUAUAUAACCUGGGGUAAUCUGCAGCUGUACAGUGAAAUAUCUACAUUACUCUUUUACAUCCCAAGAGGGAUCAAUGUCAGUUUUCUCCUAACACUGGGAAACUGCCCACCUACCCCUCCCCUAAGCAAACAUAAACACUUACUUCUCACUUAGGGCAAAAUGAUGGCUUAAGGGAGGGGUAGUUGGGUAGUUUCCCAAAAACCUAAAUUGAUCCAAUUGUGGCUCAAAACUUAUCUGAUAUGUGACACUCCACUUAUGAGAUCAAUGAAGCUAAGCCUCAACUCCUUUACAGAAAUCAUGCCAAUUUUCUCCCAGGCAAUUGAAAAAUCCUAGGCUUUUUUUCAUAUAAAUCAAAUGCUGGGCACCCUGGAUUUCACAGGCUCAGAGCACUGGGCUUGAUCCUUUCAAAUUUUGACCAGAUAGGAUACUUUUCCUUUUCUCUGAUAGAUCCUGAUGCACCACAGCUCCAGGCCCCACUCCCUGUGUUUGUACAGCAGGCAGCAGCUGCUAAAAUGAUUGGGUGCGGCAAGUUAUUUAUAGUCGUAGUAUAAUAGUAAUGUUGGUGAUGGGCCUGAGAGUGGGGGUUGAAAAAGGAACUGUAGGGACAAAUUUCCUUCAUCUUUAAUAAUCUGUAAGGAGAUUAAUUGCCUUCAUUGCAGAUGUUAUCUAACCCCGGUUAGUAACGUCUGCGAAGCAGUGCCGAUCAGUUCUUGUUCUGUGCCCCCAACGGACUCAAACAAUUACCGGAAAUGCGUUUCAAAUUUCCCUUCAACCUGAUUGGCAAAUUGACAAUGGCAUUUUUAACAGGCCAAUUAUGGCAUGUGCUCAAAUCCUGGUACACAGGUGGGGAGCCAGAACAAAGAUUUUGGCGCCGUUUUGCAGACGGACUUAACCAGAACAAUUUGGUUCCCUCUGUGGCACAGGCUAGAGAUUUCCUUAAAGUUAUAUGGUACAAAAAUAAGGUAAUGCAGUGAAAGGAGAUUUCUAGAAUUUGUCUGCUGGUCAAAGGAAGACAUGGAGACAAACUAGCAUACCAUUGUAUUGGGUAAAUUCUUGAGUAACGUCAGAUUGAAUGUUUUUUUCUAAAUUUAUUUCAGUUAGUACUUUUAGUAGGGAAUAAUGCUUGGCUUUUUUAUGUUGUAUAAAAUAACUAGAGGGAAACCGAACUAAAACCUGAGAAUUCGUGUUAACGGAAUCUGGAAAAUUAUUUAUACAAUCGCCGUGAGGCACUUUAUUAUGUAUUUUACAAUUUUUUCUUUAGAUAAUUUUGUAUUGAUUUUUAUUACUUUCUUUUCAGAAUCCUGGCUAAAGAGUCAGCAAAAACAUCAGAAAGUCUUGUUCAGGUAAAAACAAAAUCGGUACAUUAAACAUUUUUCUGUCAGUGCGAAAUGUUUUUUCGCUAACGAAAUUAUUUGAUUUCGUUAAAGCUACGAACUGUCCAUGGAUUGUUGUUUGCUAUGGGAAAUACGCUACACGCUGACAGUCAAAGACAAUCAGGAAUUGCUUUGGAGGUGGGUGUGGCUUUUUACUACAAGAUCUCAACUCCCCUCGGGGGUAGUCAACAACGUUGUAUACGGGGGAGCUUCGCCCUGGGGUCUAACCCCUUAUCCUUUUAUAUACCAUUUUUGGCAGGAGAGGCACCCCUUUCUUAUACCCUCUAUAGACAAAUGGUACCCCUUGCGGGUGGAGCCUUCCCGUUUAGGCCAUUAUAGGGAGAACCACUUGGGCAACAUUCUUACAACAUUUGUUGUGAAUAUCAACUACCUUUCUUCGUCAUUUAGUACAAGAUCACUUUUUAUAACAACAAGGAAUAUUUUAAGGGAGUGAAUAUGUUUGUGAAAAGUACAUGACAUUACCGAUGUACUAUUUUUCUACAGUUUUUCGUGCGAUCCUUUCCUCUGGUGAAUGAUCGAGUGCGCGAAGCCCUUGGUGACACAUUUUACGAAGAAUUCAUGGUACGUCUUGAAAAUUUGAAAGGCUAGACCGUACAUAGCUUGUUCUAGGUGUUCUGAUAGUGGGGGCGGCGCGAAGAAAAGUGUGUAGGAAAAAAAAAACAGUGUAGGCGAUGGGAGGUAGGAUGAGAACGUCCUUUCACGUCCGUUUUUCCGCUUUUUUUAAUCCGCUAUCUUUUGCGCGACACUCUCCACUAUCUGAAAUUAGUAUACUGUUUUGUGUGUGUGGCCUGCGCGCGUGACACACAGGUCCUCGAGUGGAAACGGGAAAUUGGUAUCGGGGAAUACGAGAAGGGCACGCGCGUAUCGCGCUCGAUUUCUCUUCUUCUCGAUUCUUCGACUCUUUGAAAUUCUGCCACGCAAGGUUAUGUAGAUUGUCUUUUUAAACUUGAAAUAUGUAAAAUGUCGUAUAAAAGACGAAGAAAAUAAUAGCUUAUUUGGUUUUUAUUUCCUCUCAUCCAGUCGCAUCCAGACAGCAUGUACGUAAAUAUGACAGCUAUACAAGCGGAUGUACUGGUCUCAAACAAAGUCAAUAUACCUGGAGGUAAGUUAGCGGCUGAGCGGAUAGGCAGCUGUACCGGUAGCUCCCAAAGAUCACCCAAAGUCCGGCGGCAAAGAAUUAUUCUACCUAAUUUUUUCUUCGUCAAAACAAACGAACCUAUAUUGACGGGCAACGCCUUACCGACAGUGUUUUUGUUUGUUUGUGUGUAAAUAUUUCCCUCUUUGUGACGACUAGUGUUAAAAAUUUUGCUUACAUUGUUCUUCUUUUAUUUCUAUCCCUCAGUUAUCGAAACCAGGGAAUAACUUGGUCUUGGCUCGUCAGUGGAAAACGGGAACAUCGUGAUGUGCGAGUGGUGUCUUCACGUUUCUUGUUUGAACUUUGUGUGGAAAAUUAUAAACACUACUCAACACGACAGCGCUAUUUAUCACAUAAAAUGUUUGUAAAUUGUAUGUUUUGAAUUACAAAACGAAAACAGGAAAAAAAACAAAAAACAGGAUUAUUGACCUUAUUACUUUCUCCAGGCUUUUGUCGCUUAGAAAAGUAAAAUAAUAAUAAUCAUGAUAAUAAUAAUUAUGAUAAUAAUAAUAAUAAUUAUGGUAAUAAUAAUAAUAAUUAUAAUAAUAAUCAUCAUCAUCAUCAUCAUCAUCAUCAUAAUGAUUUUCAAAAAACCAUACUUUAUUAAACUCUUCUCAAAUUGAAAAUUAAAUACAAAUUUAGUAUAACUAUAGUUCAAAAAGACUUCUUGGUGGGCUGGUGGUUUUCAACAGAGCAAAUAUUAACAACUGUCUAUAAACUAAAAAAUGAAAAUUUUCUAAUAAUAAUAAUAAUAAUAAUAAUAAUAAUAAUAAUAAUAAUAAUAAUAAUAAUAAAAAGUACAAUCAGAGGCGGAGAGCAAGUAUCGUCGACUGGCCAGUUAUCGAACUAUUGUGGAGUCGACAAGGUCGAAAGCUGAAUGUUUAAACUUGAAAAGAAUUCAGUUUUUGCGUUUGCUUUUCAUAAGGACUUUCCGUUGAGAGUUGCCUGUGAAGUGUAGGUUCCUAUACACCUGUUACAGAAACUAAAGUGUUUUGGUUUCGUGAGCAGAACAUUUAUACCUUUUCUCAUUUGUUCAACAUUUAUCGCUUUCUUUUUCUGCAAACUACCAGCAGCUCCAUUUGGUCGGAAAUUUCCCUUAAAUUUACGUCCGUUUCCCGUCUCAUUGGCUCUGUUUUCACUCUCACACCUAUUUCUUCAUCACAGAGGGCAUUUCUGCGUCCGUUUUCAAAGUACCUUCUAAUUUUCCGAAAGAAAUCUCCUUCGCCUUCUUCAGAAAGAGCAGUAUAACUUGGCAGGGCUGUACAGGAGAUUUGUGUUUCGUCGUGAUCAAACCAAAGUGGCUGGCCGACAUGUGCUGCGAUUUCAUUGUUGUCCAAAAACAUGUGAGCUCUGGGAAUAACGUUAUCUGAAUAUAUUCUUUCGGGACGUGUAUAUUUAAAGCGCUGCCAGUCGCCACCGUGUUGUGAUGGAAAAUCAUAACUCCCCUUCACUAUCUCCGUGGAGUGUUCUUGUUGAUUAGGAUGACGAAAUUUUUUGAAGGCUGGCUGACCAUCUUUCAUAUCAUCCUCGCUUUCCCGUUGAACAUCCGCGCUAUUCAUUUCUGAGUAUGGCUGACUGUGAUCGCAGAAGGACGGAAAAUUAUAAUUAGCAGUUGUUAUUUUCUUCAUUUUUAUCAACUGCUUUCCAGGUGAAACAGACUGCCAGAUCAUUCCCUUGAAAAAUGUUGCCCGUUAUCUUCUACCGCACCAUCACCAUAAGUCUCGCGUCUGGCCUGAUGUCCUUCACAAAAAACACAGGAAAAAAUAAAUACGAAGAACCUUGCAAGUAAUCCGCUUAAAGCACCUCGCUUGUCGAGCUCUGAUGAUUAUGACAAUUGCACUGCCAUCAGUGACUACUUAUAAACGACCUUAAUUAGAAAAAUAUAACUUCGAACUGAAGGCCUGCCGGAUACAGUUUAACUGAUUCUGAAAGUAGAGCAUGAUAUGAUAAUCACUUGAUUAACAUUGUAGCUGAAGUACGUCACGCCUUAACUUGAUUCUACACUACUAUUGGCUUAAAGACUUUAUUGACACUUGUACAAUAGGCGGUUUCGAGUUCCGAAAACCCUCACUUUUAAUAUAAGGCCUGGAGUAAAACCUUUGAUGUUAAGGCGAGCUUUAUUUGCAUCGGAAUAAAAAAAUUGUUUUCAAAUCAAAAACUCUAAAACAGAGCGGGCUAAGGGCAACUCCCAAGUAGUAGGCACAGACAAUUGUUUUACUUUCAGCAAACUACGAAAUAUCAGAAUACUGCAGAUCAAAUUCGCCAUUUUGGAGCGGUUUAUUACUCAGCCUGCCUACAGACGUCUCCUGUCCUUUGUUGCGAGCAACAAAGUAAAGCCUGAUACGUCUACACACAGGCAAUUAUUACUUUAACUAAUAUGUAUUUUUUUCUUUGACUUUGACUUAACUAUAUAAUAGCCCAUGAUUGAUGUAUUAAAAUUCUCACAUGACUCCCUGGUUUUCCGGUGAUUUUCAGUCUAUAUUUGGUUUGGUUGUGCUUAAGUCUCUUCUGGAAAUGACGAUACAAUCGAGUCGUGGAAAAAUUUACAAUUUUGUCCCUAAAGCCUCGGAGUCAGAAUUUUAUAUUAGAAUUUUAUAUAUCGAACGUGGGCUAUUACAGUUGCCUUUUAAUCAUUAAAAAAAAAAGAACACAAAACAACAAAAAACAAACAAACAAAAAACAUGUAGACUAGCAGCAAUAUCAAUGAUGCGUUCACCUCAAACUUGUUUAUUUUUUAACGUUACUAAGAUGGAAGAUGUUACCUGUUCACCUUACCGCGAGCAAGCCCCUCUUAUGUCAGUGCAGGGGCUGAUCUAGGGGGAGGGUGCAGGGGGUGCGCACCAACCCCCCCGAGAUGACCUGCGGUUUUCUAAUACAACUGGUAUUCUGCAAAAAAAACUAUGUGGUUUAUUGUUGUUGAAGUAGAGCAAGAGACGAGUGCACCCCCUCCUAAAAAAAUCCUGGAUCCGCCCUUACAGUGUUGGGGUGAGGAACAAAUUCGCAGCAAAUAAUUAUUAAUAAUAAGAAAAUAGAAACGUUUUUCCUGAAAUGCCACAAGGAAUCCUUCCCAUUCAAGUCUCAGUGAAGUCUUAAUUCUCUCUUGUUCACGGACGUAACCAUAGUCCACGAUCAAAUAACGGGACAACCGCGCGAGGGCAAGUCGGCCUCGUUUCUGAUCUACCCACUGGAGACUGGAUUCUACUUGGACGGCGGGAAAUCAAAAAUAAAUAUGGCGACCAAAGGGUUUCUCGUUGGAGAUCACAGCAUUCGUCCUCGACGUGCUGUGAGGUAUGUAGCCAAUAAACAAGCAAGUGAAACGACAAAAAGAAAGAAGAAGAAACCUGAAUGGGAUGUGAGUAGAAUAUAUGUGAGAUACAUAAGAUAUAAAUUCAUAAGUUUACGAAAAUUUCACUCUUCUUGAGCGGAUUUCAUAUAAACAUAACCUUGCUUAAGCUUAUAUUAAAAGCUCCUUUGCUUAUUUGAAGAUCGAUCAGUACGCUAGUAGAUUUUCCACGGUAUUAGUUUAAGAUCUUAUGUAAGUUAUUGUUAAGCCCACAAGUAAGCAUGCGUAUAUUCUGUAUGAUAAUUUUUCAGAAUACUGUAAACGACCUGACUGUGCACAGGGCAUCCAAGGAAGAACAGGUAGACUAUGUUUCUUUUUAUAGCCGUAAUUGGCAAUGUUAUAUUGCUCUAAGAACCAGUUUUUUAUAUCAGAAUUUCUCCUGACUAAGUUUCCCAAAAAGCUUUUAAUACAAAAUUAUAUUAAUAGGGAAGCCUCUUCGAUGAGUACGGUAUGUUAAAUAAUUUGGUUAUUUGAUGCUUGUUUUAAAUAAACUAAUACUUUUAAUGUUAAUAUUGUAUUCUUCUCUCUGUCCUGAGUUAAUAAGUGCUACUAACAUCAUUGUAAUUAUUUAUGUGUGUAGGAUAAUGAGCAACCUGUAAAUUUAAUGCAUGAAUCUGAAGAUAAUUAUUAUUGAUGUCUUUGUUUUUGAAGCUCAAAAGACAUGAACUUCACAAAUCCAAGAAUACAACUAAAGUGCUGUUGCAAAGGCAGCUCAAAGACUCAAGCCUAGGUAAGGGAUUAUGUUAGUAAAAAAUCCACUUUUUUACAAUUUGGAGGGUAACAGCUAGCCUGAGAAAACAGCUGAUAUUUCAUGACGCCACCUCUGGAUUCCCCAUGAAAUGACGUCUGAGAAACGAUACUGAUGACAUGUCAUUACCCAGAUCUGGGUAGUGCUUCUGAUUGGCUGAAGCAAAUUUCUCACGUGACACGACCAAUUAGAAGCACUACCCAGAUCUGGGUAAUGAACUUUAUCAAUAUGGAAUUUUUGCAAAUGUUUUGCAGACAUUACUCUGUGGGGAAACCAGUGGUGGUGUUACUAAAUGUCAGCUGUUUUCUCAGGCUCGGUAAAAGCUUGUAAUAAAACCCUUUUUUUUUUCAGAGGAUCAUUUGCUUACACUGUAGAUAUGUAAUUUAAUGCCUUUUCUCACACAGUUAUAGAGAUUUUGUUAAUUUUUGGUUUUAUAUGACUGUAAUUACAAUCAAUAUGCAUUUAUCCUUUGUAUUCCCAGACUCCACAUUGCAGACUCCUGAUUCAGUGGAAAGACGUAAACUUGCAAUCGUUCAAGAAGUUUUAUACGGCCAUGACAAGGUUAGCCAGAGAAAACAGCCAACAUUUCACGAUGCUACCACUGGUUUCCCCACAAAAUGAUGUCUGAGCAAUGACAGCAGAAAUUCCAUACUGGUGACAUGUUACUACUGAGAUCUGGGUAGUGCUUCUGAUUGGAUGAAGCAAAUUUCUCUUGUGACACGACCAAUCAGAAGCACUACCCAGAUACCCAGGUAGUAACAGGCCAUCAGUAUGGAAUUUCUGCAGUUGUUGUUCAGACGUCACACUUUACGGACACCCACUUAAUACACACACCCCCUUAAUGGACAGUUUGCUUUGUUCCUGGGGAAGGAAAGCCUAUAUAUUUUCUAUAAAUUCAACCUGGACAACAGACACCCCGUUAAUAUGGACACCUUGUAUGGCCCUGUCAGUGUCUGUAUUAACAGAGUUUGACUGUAUUUUGUAUACUAGUCACAUAUGAGGGAUGGGGGACUGUAUCUGGUAUUAUUAGUAAAAUCCAACUAGUAGUCUAUUAUCAAUGCUGUGUUCUGAUUGGUUGAAGCUACUACUAGGCUAUAUGUUACAGCCCACUAGUAGCGAAAAGCGCAGGCUUUUUGGCGGCAAAAAAGGAUUAAAGUCUAGCUUUAAUAGCUAAAAUGUUUUUAUUCUCAAUAUUUUUGACCAACUAGUUGCCCUCAUGGCCUCUGAGUCAAUAGCCCAUUUGGCCUUCAGCGUCAUGGGCUAUUGACUCAGAGCCCAUUCGGGCUUGAAGAAUAAUUGUUAAAUAGUACACCUGUAUCAUUACUUGGCUUUUUAUAAACAAGGUCUCCUUCUCAUGAACUUCUCAUACACUGUAACUUAUUUUCUCUUUAAUGUGUUUUAGUUUCAGGAUGUGCUAACAGAGUCAGAUAAAGCCAUGUCAGUUGUUAAAGAUUUGUUUGGUGAUGACCCUAAGGUAAUGUAUGUGUUGUAGUUAAUUUUUUAUCUCAGGUAAUUUUGUUUUUGGAUAUGGUAAUCUAUGCUAUAAAUGAAGUUGAAACAAAGGAAAAAAAAAAUUACCUGAGACAAAAAAUUGACUACAACAUAUACAAUCAUGUUCACUUAACAAAAAGUAUUUUGUACUAGCCAAUAGCCAGAGCAAAUAGACCUGCUAAUGUGGAAUCUCCCUUGACUGAACCUUUGAUUUAGCUGGCAUGUCUUACCAUUCUUGCUUAAUAUUUCACGAUGGUAACUAAUGGUAUUGAGACUUCACUUUCUCAAUUCAAUUCCAGAAAUACAUGGGAUUUCCUAAUAUCACUGCUGCCCCAUCUCAUGUUUUACGUGGCAAAGAAAACAGGUACCCAACCAAAAAAUGUAGUAGUUCCAUUGUUACUGAUUAAGCUGUUUAGAUUUUCUUUAAUUUAUUAAUAAUCAUGACUUUAUCCAGCCACUGUUUCUCUAGGGCAGUUGUAAAUCAUUUGACACAUGCUAAUCUAUGAGUUUAGCCCAUCAAGAAAGAGGAAGAGUUCUUGGAUAAUUUCCUUGUUUGAAAUUGAAAAGUUUGUGCUCUUGUUCUUAAAUCAAUCUGAUGGUCUGUAACAUUCAGCCUGCGUCGCAGACGUAAUUUAACCCUGGUCUAAUAGUAAUGUCUGUGAGGCAGUGCUGAUAUCCUUGUUCUGGUCCCCAACGGAUUCAACAAAUUACAAGGACUCGGAGUGCAUUUCGAAUUUCCUUCCAACUUGAUUGGCAAAUCAACAAUAGCUUUUUAACAGGCCAAUCAUGGUGCGUACUCCAAUCUUGGUUCACAGGUGGGGACCCAGAACAGGGAUUUUGGUGUCGUUUCGCAGACUGAGUUAACUAGAGUUUAGUUACUGUCUGUGGUGCAGGGUAAUACUGUCCAGACAGAUUUCUUUUUGUUUUUCCAUGAUCAUAGCAAAUAAAUGCAUUUUUAAUUCACUCUUUAUAGGUUUCCAGUGGCUGAGCCUCCAGAAACACCAACUCAUCUGUCCAUGUUGAGUGAUUCUGUCAUGCGAACACCAGCAUUAAAUGAGCUUUCAGAUGACAACAAAGAAGGUGAAUAUAAGCACUAUUGUUACAAACAGACAAAAGUAUAAUUAUAUAUUUUAUUCCUUUCCCUCUGGUGUUGUUGUUUUCUAACAUUUGAAAUUCUUUUGUACAACUUUACAGACAUGAAUCAUGUUGUAUUGGUAGAAUAUUGUUCACAAAAUUUAUGUUAAGGAACUAUCAAUUCAUGUACACUGCACAUGACUUGCUGGAAGCAUGAAUAAAUGGGUGGAGAGGAUGGCUAUGAGGGAAUGGUCGAGUCCAUCAUCAGGACUAAUUUGUUGAUUGAUCAGUUGGUCAGGGAAAUUUUACAUUUGUUGGGGAAAAGGCAGGGAAUUUCAAAAACCAGUGGCUGUGGCAGCCAUGCUCUAGGGCAAGAAAUAAUAACUGACCAUUCAAACAAUAUACGUGCUGAGCAGUUUUCUCACUCUGCUGUAGCCUAACAAACAUGGAAUUGUCUAUCAAAUUUAUUGUACAUAUUUUUACAUUGCACUUUUCAGAUGAUGAAAUGGCACCAGGAACACCAAAUUCUCAUGAAAUUCAUCAAGCAAGAUCUUUUUUCCAACCGAAGCUGGAUCUUCAAAGAUUUCAGCAGUAUGUGGCUGAAGAACAGAGUAGAUAUAUGGAACAGCCCCAACAGCCUCAUUUAAAUGGGUGUGGCCCUGACCAUGUGGCAUUAAAAGAGCAAGGCUCUGACCAUCUGGCACUAUAUGGGCGUGGCAAUGACCAUGUGAGAGGACAUGACAGCAUGUUGCCUGGCUCGGCUCAGGACAAAGCUGAGCUAUAUCCACGUGCAUCACAACCUUAUUUUUACCCACAAGGAGCUGUAACUACAGUUGGUACAACAACAAAUGAUCAGACCUCUGGGGCAUUCAUAACUGGGUGUGGCACUGACCAUGUGUCUCCACAUGGCAGUGUGGCUUCAAGAACUGAUCAUGCUAGUCAGCAAGCAACUUUUCUCAGCCAGGAAUCAGUGGAAAUUGUCGCGGGAUCAGGGCCUAGUGUUGUGAAUCCAGGUACGGCUAGCCUCUAUGUAGCAUGUCACCCUUUUUCUUUUCAUUUUCUUGUAAAAAAAAAACAAAACAAAACAAAACAAAACAAACAAACAAACAACGACAACAACAAAAAAAAACUCCUACUACUCCUUUUCACUUCAAGGGUCAAUACUUAUCAUGGAGACUUGUAAUUUAGUGACUUUUGUUUCAUGGGACAAAAUCCUAAUCUGUUGCCACUCAAAAGAAACCAGUUAAACAUCAGGUUAUUUCCCCUAGUACUAGUCAAUUUUUUAGUAUUUUGUGUAAAGUGAAACAUUAAUGGAUUUCAUCCAGUGUACGUGUUAAUUCAUAUUGAUAAGCUAACAGCUGCACAUGUAGAUGUAUCUCAUGUUCUUUUUCCUUAGAUUGUGUAUAUCCAUGGUUUUAUGACUGUUCAUUGGUUUACUGAAUCUUGAUUAUGUUUAUUGUAGUAUCCACUGCAGAAUCAACUGCAAGCCACAGCUUUCCACCCAACUCAAGACCUUCAUCCAGGUAAAAACCAUGACUGUGAAGUUAGAAUACUUCAAAUGCAAAGACUCAUGACAAUAUCUUAAACAAUGUCCACACUGUCCAUUUUGGUCUUCUUCACACCCGCUCAGGCCGGAGUCAAGUGGGCAACCCCAGGUUCAAUCAGCCGAUGGUUAUUAUCCUUGUACUCGGUUUAUACUACUGUAGCUGUACAUUUUUUGCCUGAUUCAAUUGUGCAAGGCCUAGCUGUAAUGAAGAGAAAUUUUAUGGUUAAAUCCCCUUUUUCUCUAAAAUGGUCUUAUAAUGGUGUAAAUUUAUUUAUUCUCAAAGUCACACAGAAAUAACUGAGCAAAGACCCAGCAAAAUUGAGAAGGCAGCUAACAGUGCAGUGAGUCACAAACCGGCACUGUAUUCUUCAGCAAGUGGUGCAACUACCUUACGAAGUCUUGAUGACUUAAAAAAGGUGUGAUUUAUUUAGUACUCUGUUUACAGGUGGCCAGUACGACACCUUCAGAAGGAUCAUGAAUUAAGAUCUAUCCUUACAGAUAAUACACCCAACCCAGGAAUGGUUGGCGUGGGUUCUUUUACGUCCAACUGACAAGAACCAGAUAAGUUUUGUCCUUAUCAGAGAAGACUAGAAAGUCUAACCAAUUUGCAGAUGUCAUUACAAAUGUAGCACUUUCUUUUUAGUUAUCUAAUAUAAAGACCCUGAGUGUUGGUCUGGCUGGGGUUUGAAUAAUUAUUAUUACAUAAAAUGUAUGCCAUAUGAUGAUAGGGCAUGAUUUUAUAGAUUUUUCAGAGAGUGCACUUUUUCAUAGAGCUUCAAGUUAACGGUACCAUAAUGGCUUCUAAAGUAAAAAAAAAUUGCUUUCAUAAGGUUAAAAAUGUCCAAAAGGAAAGUUAGUAAAACCAGAGGUUUUUCCCUUUUUUCACUGACAUUUUAAAGUCAUCUUGAGGUGAGAGAAGAGUUAUUUUUGUAAUAUUGAGGUUCAGAGAGUUCUUCAAAUCUCCUCUGACAGAUGGUGGAACAAUUGGAAACUGAGAUAGCAUCGUACGAAAUGGAAACAGGCCGACCACCAACCCAUGUUUCCACAUCGCCUGGUUCUGGAUCCUUCAGUGGAUAUACAGCUUCACUCAUCACUGCUGUCACCAAGCUGAUGGGUUAUUUGAAGGAGGUACAAAAUGUUUUAUUUAUCCACAGGGGUUUGACGGGUUAUGGAAAACCGGUAAAGUAAUCACGUUUAAUAAAUUCAUUUUCCAGGCCUGGAAAAUCAUGGUAUUUAAAAUUGCCGCUUCUGGAAAGCCAUGGAAAAUAAAAAUUUUGUUUGGUAGAUUAAUUACUGCAGAUGUCGAAGCAAGGACAAUGUAAGAUCAAGAGGAGUAUUUAAACAGUGCGAACAACAUGCAUUUUGGCGGACACCAGUCUGUCAGAGUUUGUGUCUGAUAAACUGAGUUAGGUAAAAAAUACCCUCUAAAUAAGUUCUCAAAAUUUUACAACAUGACAGUUAAACCCAAGAUCAUGGAAAAGUUGAAAAGUCAUUGAAAAUCAUGGAAUUUGAAUAUCUCAAAAGAAUAAACCCUGAUCCAGGUUAAAUGUCAAUUGAAAUUAAAAUGAAAACAUUGCCAUGUUUUGUUUUUUUGUUGUAAGUAUAUUUUUGGGGUUACUCCCACGCAUUGGUUAACCUCUGUUUUGGAAACAAGGUAGUUGUUAGUUCUACAUUACAUGUGCCCUUCAUUAUAUGCAAAGUAUUUUUUCUUUUUCUUAUAGAGUGAAAUUCAACGUAAAGCAGAAAUGAUCAUGAGAGAGCAAGUACUCCAGGGUUUUGAAGAACAAAGGGUUUUGGUCGACGCCUUGACCAAUGUAAGUAUUUCUAUCUUUGUGGAUGGACCCUCCUAAAAUUUAAAGUAUUCAUUACCAGCAGUUCAUGUUUAGUUCUACAAGCACAUUCAGCAGGAUUUUGCAGGUUUUUGUGGGACCUAUGCCUAGGUUUGAUCUAAGACCAUCCACUUGAUGUGGCUUUGAUAAAGUUCUUCACACUUACUGUAAAAUUCUGAAAAUAAGCCCCCUCCAAAUAUAAGCCCCCCAAACUGGUAACGUAAAAAACCCUCCGUUAAAUCGCCCCUCCAAAUAUAAGCCCCCUGGGGGCUUGUGCGUUGAAAAUUGCCCUCAAAUACAAAGUAAAUCAAAGCAAAAAUGGUAAGUUUACUUCCAACUAUAAGGCUUGCCCAAUCGAUUUUGAAAUGCAAAUUUCCCUCCAUAGAUAAGCCCCUCCGAAUAUAAGCCCCUCAAAAAGGGCCUUUGAAAAAUAUAAGCUCCGGGGCUUAUUUUUGGAAUUUUACGGUAUUUAACAAAAUCUUGCCUCCGAUCCAACAAUGCUCAACCACGGUUUUAUCCAAGACUACACACUCCAUACAUGGUCCAGGGCCCUGCUAACUCAAUCAAUGACUCAAUGAGCCAACUACAAUAAGGUAUUGGGGAGCGUCGAGUCCAUUAUCAGGACUAAUUUUUGAAACUGUUUAUUCCAUUGGUCAUGUCAGGAAAAAUCAUGGAAAAGUUAGGCUGUCUGGCUGUGGUAACCAUGUAAAUGUGAUCAUUCAUUCUUUUCUCUCCUAUGUAGGAUAUACUUCACACUCAAGAGCAAAACUUGGCCUUACAACAAGAACUUCUGGAGUACAGGAAAACCACAGAUGAACAGCUGCAAUAUUUAAAGGUACUAUUUGAAUGUACAUGCAUUUAAUAGUUCACCAUUCACCAAUUGACUUUCACAUGACUUGGAGAGAGUUAAGUGGUAUUUCAUUUUAUUUCCAGAGAGAACUCUUUGCUGUUCUGAAGAGCCAUGAAUAUCAGGAAUUAUCAAGCAGUAUAAACACGCUGUAUAACUUGAACCCUGUGACCUUGAAACGAGGGGCCUUAGAUCAGGCCAGUGAAAAUCAUAACUUGGAGUACCUGCCUAGGGUUCCAAUGCCCUGGGCUCAAAAUACUGGUCAACAGCCUAACCUGCAUGGAACAGUUACAUCACAAGGGUCUUCUCAAGGACACAACCAGCCACAAUACAGUCACAGUGACACUAUGAAACAACCCUCAUUCAUUCCACUUGCAGAUUCCCAGGGAACACACUCAUCAUUGCAACAAGUUAACCAGUCCCAAAAUCACCAUCUUCCUCUACAGUCAAAUGUUCAAGUCACCACAGGGAAUACAAAUGACCAACAACGUUUUGUAACUCCAAUGUCAGUUCCUGAUCAUGAAUUACCCCAUAAUGGACAUGCGUCUUUGGUAUACAACAAUUCUGUUCCACCUAGCACCAUGCAUUAUGGAGUGACUAGUAAAAACCAGCUAAGUUCAAACAUUGUCAUGUACCCACCCAGCCAGGCUCCCUUGUCUGUGCCCCAAAUGUCUAUACCUAGUGUUCCUGGUGAAAGACCUAGUGUUUUGCCUGUAAGAAAUCAAUCAACUCAUCAUAGUAGUGUGGCUGUGCCCUUGGCAAUGUCAACGGUCCCUCCGGUAAGAAAUGAAUCUACCUCACUUGUUAGUAGAAGUGAAGGUGUGGGCACAGCUCCCUCUGGAAGAAGUGAACCAAUACAAUUUGGUGGCAUGGAAACGUCCACUGCUUCUCAACCAAGACAGGAAUCAGUCCCUACAAGUAGUAUUGCAGGGGUCUCAGGAAUGUCCGCAACUCUUCCUUUGGGAAACAAACCUGUACAUGUCACUACAGUCACAUCUACAGCUCCUUUAUACAGUUCUCAUCAGCAUCAACCAGGGCAAUCUGUCAGCAGUGCACUUUUGCAAACACAGGUUGGUAAGGAUGUGUCAAGGAGCUUGGAGCCAACACAACCAUCAACUCUUUCACAAGGAGUCAGACUCACAACUGUGUCUGAAGCAGUGCCCUGUAUUGCAGCUUCUGGGCCAGGGCAUACAGUGCAAGCUGUCACUAUACCACCUGGUAAAACAUCUCAUGCACUACAUCAGUAUCAGCACCAGCCUUCACAGCAAAAUUAUGCUGAGCCAUCUGUAAGACCACAACAUCCACUCAAGCCCAAUGGCUUUGCACCAUUUUCUAGAACAACAGCUGGGAGUCUCCCUGCUGGUCAUCAGCUACGUGAACGGCUUCAGAACCUGGCAAACAGGCAGAAGAGUCUGGCAGUUAAAGGUGACCAGAAU